Messenger RNA from Ilex paraguariensis (yerba mate), 351 nucleotides. The record is from the annotation of a GenBank genome assembly. NCBI's taxonomy places the organism in Eukaryota, Viridiplantae, Streptophyta, Magnoliopsida, Aquifoliales, Aquifoliaceae.
AUGGAGAACCAAAGAGAGAAUGAAAUUGAAACAGAGAGUGAAAAUGAAAAGGAAAAAGAAGAGGGACAUGAAAAUAAAGUAGAGGAAGAGGCUGAAAAUGAAAAGUAUGAAGAAGAAGGGGGUGGUUCAUUCAGGAUGAACUCCAAUGGACAAGGGUCCAACUUCCAGCUAUUAGAGCAACUCCAACCGGCUCAACAAAAGGCAACUGUUAGCCAUUUUGCUGAGCCAGUCCAAAAAUUUUGGCUCCAACGGGCUCUCCAUUUCGCUCGCUACUCUGCCUCAUCCCAUUCUCACUCAUCAAUCCUGGCCAGCAAGCUUCUCUCUCGUCAGAGUUCUCUCCCCCAAUUUUGA